AUGGAGGGUUUGAGGAGAGUGGGUUUGGUGUCGCUGAUAAUGAUGGCGGGGAUGCUAACGUGCGCAGUUUGCCGAUCACCAGUGCUUCACAAGGUCGGAGGAAAGCAAGGUUGGACACCGAACAUCAACUACACGAACUGGUCCAUUCAAGAGCGAUUCUACGUUGGCGAUUGGCUCUAUUUUGGAUUCGACAAGCACUACUACAAUGUGUUGGAGGUGAACAAAACAUGCUAUGAACAAUGCAAUGACCGAAACUUCAUAAAGAACAUCACUAGGGGUGGGCGAGAUGUUUUUAAUCUCACAGAGGCCAGGCCGUUUUACUUUCUCAGUAGCGGAGGCUACUGCUAUCACGGAAUGAAACUGGCCGUCAACGUUGUAGAAUUCGUACCAUCUCCGGUACCUUCUCCCGCUGAAGAUGAUUCUUCUACAAACACCGGCAGCCGGAUUACUCUUCUCAACAUUCAUGCAGUUGCUUCAAUAUUGGCCAUACUCUUCCAACUGUUUUAG
Cornus florida is the source of this 507-nucleotide messenger RNA. RefSeq names its product early nodulin-like protein 20. The record is from RefSeq and is a predicted model, not a curated record. The transcript is spliced from 2 exons. NCBI's taxonomy places the organism in Eukaryota, Viridiplantae, Streptophyta, Magnoliopsida, Cornales, Cornaceae. Gene Ontology annotation, molecular function: electron transfer activity. The coding region runs from base 1 to 507 and encodes 168 amino acids. Gene Ontology annotation, cellular component: plasma membrane.